Molecule: messenger RNA, 1325 nt
Organism: Plutella xylostella (diamondback moth)
Lineage: Eukaryota; Metazoa; Arthropoda; Insecta; Lepidoptera; Plutellidae
Gene: Dh44
Product: corticotropin-releasing diuretic hormone 44
Cellular component (GO): extracellular region
Molecular function (GO): hormone activity
Source: RefSeq, a predicted model, not a curated record
CCACACAAACACAAAAAAAAACUAAAAUGCUAUUAAAAAUAAGCCACGCGUAUGUCAAAAUGAGUAGAUAUGCGGGGGCGCGUGGUGUCAUUGAGGGUAUGCCAUGAAUGGCGUGGGGCGCAUGCGCGGCGGGGCCCAGCACGCGGGAUAUAAGCCAGCCCUCGGGCCGCCGAUGCCCAUAACUUUCGCGCCUCCUCAGCUCCUAACAGCCUCGCCACCACCCGAGGAAACCAACCUGAACUUCCUGUCCAGUGACUAGUGAGUUUCCCCAGUGUUAUUCGUCGUUUGUUUUCCGCGCCGGUCCAGCCGACUCAAUUCUUCGGAAAAGUACUCUACGGGUCAGGCUCUCACGGGAUCUUCGUUGCGCAAGACACGCAGAUUUUCAUCACCCUGCUUCGCAUUCAGAACUUCGGAUCAAGCAUGAUGUGGUGGGCGAUGUGGUGCGCGGCGGUGCUGGCGGGCUCGGCGGGCUGCGCGCCGGCGGAGCCCGGCCUCGACCUGGCGCCGGUGGACCAGGCCGCGCCUGAUGAUGAGGGCCUCAGCUACGCCGUGCCCCCGAUGGGGGGUCGCUACGAGGGGGCGCCCUGGCUCUACCUGCUCGCCGACCUGCCCAGAGAAUCACAGCCGGGAGCGAGCGAGAGGGCGCGAGUGAAGCGCCGCAUGCCGUCCCUGUCCAUCGACCUGCCGAUGUCGGUGCUGCGCGGGAAGCUGUCAGAGGCCAAGAUCCGCAAGGCGCAUGCGCUGCGCGCGGCCGCCAACCGGAACUUCUUCAACGACAUCGGCAAGCGCGGUGCACAAUGGGCUCCAGUGAUGAAUUUAGAAAAAUAUUUUUAAUUUAAUAAAUAAACUUGCUUUUAAGCAUGCAAUAAUACCUAUGUAUUUAGAAUGCAGCAUUUGUAAUUAAAAUAUCCAUGCAUUAAAACAUUGUAGGAAAUUCUUCUAUUAUGGUGAUCGUAAACAUUUUAGACAAAAUUUAGCCGCAGGUGCUCAAGUUUUCAAAUAGGCAUCUCGUCUCUUACCAUUUUGCUGAACAAAAUUUAACAAAAUCAAAUUAAUCACUCGAUUUUUCAAUCACUUAGGCAACUAUCUUCUAACAUAGAAUUUAAUUUGAAUAGAUUGUAGAUAAAAAAUGGUGUGUAAAAUUUUAUGGAAUAGUUAACUUGGUAUUGGCCUUCGUAGUGUAUUGAGUAUUGUAGAUCGUGCAAUAAACGUUGUUGAAAUUUAUAUAAUUUGUCUUUUAUUUUUCCACAUUUAGUUGCUUAUGUACAUUUUGUACUAUUGUCUAUUUUUUAUUAGUACUUAUUUUCCGGCUUCAUUAAGCAGGU